AUGAAGGAGGUGAACAAACCGCAGCGCCUUCAGAACAUCUCCAGCGGGAAUGAGGUCUAUGACAGCCUCCACACGAAGACACAGACGGAAGGAGUAUGCACGCGGCACCUCUGCAAUGGGGCGCUGAUGGUGCCACGGAAGCGAGGCACAGAGCCACGUUCCCGAGACGAGGUCCUCAAGCUCGCCAGGGAUUUCAUCGAUGAAUAUUACCAGUCCAUCAAGAGAUUCAACAGCGAGCAACACCGGCAGCGAUGGGAGCAAAUAACACGUGAGAUCGAAGACAGAGGAACCUAUGACCUCACACAGACAGAGCUGGUCUACGGCGCUAAACUCGGCUGGAGGAACUCGCCGAGGUGCAUCGGCCGAAUCCAGUGGUCCAAACUGCAGGUUUUCGACGCGCGUUACGUCACGACGGCCAGCGGAAUGUUCGAAGCCUUGUGUAACCACAUCAAGUAUGGCACGAACAAGGGCAAUCUCAGAUCCGCCAUCACCAUCUUCCCGCCCCGCACCGACGGCAAGCACGACUUCCGGGUGUGGAACAGUCAGCUGAUCAGUUACGCGGGAUACAAGCAGGAAGACGGAACCAUCGUCGGCGACCCUAUUAACGUGGAGUUUACGGAGGUGUGCGUGAGGCUGGGAUGGAAGCCCAAAGGCGGGAGAUGGGACGUGCUGCCCCUCGUCUUGUCGGCGAACGGCCACGACCCCGAGUGGUUCGACAUCCCGCAAGACCUCAUCCUGACGAUACCCAUCAGCCACCCCGAAUACAAGUGGUUCAGCGACCUGGACCUGCAGUGGUACGCCCUCCCUGCCGUCGCAUCCCUCAUGUUUGACUGCGGGGGCCUUGAGUUCCCCGCCGCCCCCUUCAACGGCUGGUACAUGGUGUCUGAGAUCGGGACACGCGAUUUGUGCGACCCUCAUCGCUUCAACAUUCUCGAGACUGUUGGUCGUUACAUGGGCUUGGAUACACGAAGUCCUACUAAUCUGUGGAAGGACAAAGCUCUUGUAGAAGUCAACAUUGCAGUCCUACACUCAUUCCAGAGCUUAAACGUGACCAUCGUGGACCACCACUCCGCGGCCGAGUCCUUCAUGAAGCACUUCGAAAACGAACAGCGUCUGCGAGGAGGCUGUCCUGCCGACUGGGUGUGGAUCGUGCCGCCUCUCUCGGGCUCCAUCACUCCCGUCUUCCACCAGGAGAUGUCGCUCUACUACCUCAAGCCCUCCUACGAGUAUCAGGAUCCCGCCUGGAAGACCCACGUGUGGAAGAAGACCAAGGACGUGAAUCGAAACUCGGUUCGAAAGACCAAGCGCAAGUUUCGCUUCAAGGAGAUCGCUCGAGCUGUCAAGUUUACGAGCAAAUUAUUCGGCAAAGCUCUCUCCAAGAGGAUCAAGGCUACGAUCUUGUACGCCACGGAGACCGGGAAGUCGGAGAUGUACGCCAAGAAGCUGGGAGAGAUCUUUGGCCACACAUUCAACGCUCAAGUAUGUUGCAUGGCAGACUAUGACCUGAUCAAUAUAGAGCAUGAGGCCCUUGUGCUGGUUGUUACUUCUACUUUUGGAAAUGGAGAUCCUCCAGAAAACGGCGAGGAGUUCUCCAGAAAACUGUUCGUCAGGUACAAAUACAAACAGGAAUUUGCCAAAAACCUUUACGCCAUGAAAGUUAGCGGAACGGCAGCAGAUAUUGAUGACGUCACAAGCAGUACGUCGUAUUGGCAAGACUACUCCGCACACAAGAGCAUGCACCGCAGUUUGUCCUUUAUGAGGAUGAACAGCUUGACGGAAGGAGCUGGAGCGCCCUCAACCCCCCUGGAGAAUGGACUGGCUUCUUGCAACUUGCGAGGAUCCAUCACAUCAGAUAUCAUGUCUGAGGACAACUUUGGCCCUCUUAGCAAUGUAAGAUUUGCUGUUUUUGCCCUGGGUUCAAGUGCUUAUCCCAACUUCUGCGCCUUUGGGAAAUAUGUGGACAAUCUCUUAUCUGAGUUGGGUGGAGAGAGGCUGAUGAAGCUGACCUGCGGUGAUGAACUUGCUGGCCAGGAACAAGCCUUCAAGCAGUGGGCAGGAGAUGUGUUCACGGUUGGUUGUGAGACAUUCUGCCUGGAUGAUGAUAUUGCCAUGAAAGAGGCAACAGCUGCAUUGAAGAUUGAGGCCACAGCUACUGCUAAUAAGAUUAAAUUGGCACCGUGUACCAAAACUGAUGCAAUAGAUAUUGGUUUGUCCCGUAUGCAUGGCAAAAGAGUUCGGUCCUGCCAGGUGCUGGCUUCCAGGAAUCUGCACGGAGAAAAUGCCAGCCGAUGGACACAACAGGUAAUCAUCGACACUGGAGGUAUCAAUGAACUGAACUACUCACCUGGAGAUCAUGUUGCCAUUCUGCCUGCCAACCGUAAAGAACUCAUCGAUGCUGUCCUAGCACGCCUGGAUAACUGUCCCAAUCCAGAUGAACCAAUUCAGGUUCAGGUCCAGAAGGAAGUUCACUCUCUCAAUGGUGUCAUUCAGACAUGGGAGCCUCAUGAGCGACUACCCUCCACCACAGUAAGGGAAUUGCUCACACGAUACUUAGAUAUCACAACACCACCAACACCAAACUUUUUGCAUCUCUUAGCAGAAUAUGCUUAUGACAAUGAUCAGCGAACACGCCUCGACCAACUGGCAACUGACCCACAUGAAUAUGAGGAAUGGAAACAUCUAAGGUACCCACACCUGAAGGAGGUCUUGGAGGAGUUCCCCAGCGUAGUACUGGAUGCGGGACUCCUUCUGACACACCUCCCUAUCAUGGGCCCAAGAUUUUACUCCAUCAGUUCAUCACCAGACGCACAUCCCGGCCAGAUUCACAUCACUGUUGCUGUUGUCAUUUACAAUACUGAGAAUGGAAAGGGACCAAUACAUUAUGGUGUUUGUUCUAACUUUUUAAAGGGAAUCAAAGCUGGAGAUCACAUUGAGCUCUUUGUAAGGAGUGCAUCCAGUUUCCACAUGCCACGCGACCCAAGUGUCCCCAUUAUCCUUGUUGGACCAGGGACAGGAGUUGCGCCAUUUAGGGGCUUUUGGCACCAUCGUCUUUACAUGUUGAAGCACAAGAAAGAAAAUGCAGGAAAGAUGACUCUGUUCUUUGGAUGUCGUACACGAGCCCUCGAUUUGUAUGCUGAUGAAAAGGAAGCUAUGCGAAGGGCAGGAGUUCUCUCACAAACAUACUUGGCCCUCUCUCGUGAACCCACCAUCAAAAAGACAUAUGUCCAGGAUCUCCUUGUUGGUGUUGGCUCAGAGGUGUAUCGUCAAGUAGUAGAGCAGAAGGGACACUUUUAUGUAUGUGGUGACUGUACCAUGGCUGAGUGUGUGUACCAGAAACUGAAGUCUAUUGUCCAGGAGCAUGGUCGCCUCUCUGACCAGGAAGUGGAGAACUUUAUGCUGCAGAUGAGGGAUGAAAACAGAUAUCAUGAAGAUAUCUUCGGAAUCACACUACGUACAGAAGAAAUUCACCGACAGAAGAGAGAAAGUGCAAGAGUGAAGAUGUCCUCUAUCUCUCAAGCUGGACCCCCAACACCUCCAGUGACUCAGGCUGCCACUAACUUUGUGCAGGAGGUAGCCGCAGGUACCGAUGGAGGGUCCACAGCAGCGCCUGUUGAAUAGGGACAGUCUCGGGGGCAGAUCGGCUUUUCCAACACAUGUUUCUUUUCCACAUUUAAGAAAUAUUCAAGGUUAUUCAUUGAUAAUCUUGCAAACAACAUAAAGCCAACAUAAAUAUUAGUAAACUACAAACAGGAAAUGGCAAUUUUAUUGUUGAAUAAAAAAAAAAUCAAGUGAAUUUAAAUUGAAAUAUAACAAUGCUAAUGGAUUGUUUUGAUAUAUUUGAAGGAAACUUCCUUUAGUAUGAUUAUUCCACUGAUAUUUUAUGAGCUACCACAGAACUUACAUAGUACAUAGUUGUUCAUCAGCAUCAUAGAUUUAGUUUACAUAUCUCAUCUAAUUCCAUGUUACUCUAGUUUCAUAACUGUCUACUUUUGCCAUAUAUGACAGAGUAUCAUAUAUCAAAUAAGAUAAUACCUUUUGCAUACUUAUAUUUCAAUUCAUCCAUUCAGUUUCGUUGGAAUAUUUGGUUACAAACCAGGAAAAAAGGCUUGUCAGCAGUAGAAGAGGAAGUGAAAUAUUUUGUAUGAGGCAUUUAUAAGGAGGCAAAGAUGUCUUGAAUGUAAAACACAAUUCUGCCAAUUUGCACAUGCAUUGAUCAUGAGUGUAGUAUAUAGAAAUAUUUUCCAUCUCAUUGUCCUUUUCACAUCAGUAAUGAAAAAUUGGGUGUCAUGUCUUUGCUUCUUUGACUUUCUGGAAUGCUAUAUGUUUCCAGAACAUUGCAAACUUGUGCUCACUUACAUACUUAACAUUCCACGCUGUCUACACGCUGAAGAUUUUCCUUUUCUUUUCUUUUUUUUUUAUAUAGAAAAUCUUGUAAAACUCAUCUCAGUUCUUCAGCAAUCCAUUAGUACUCUACUUCAUCAAAAAAUAAAUAAAAAUAAAAUGGUAAAGAAAGAUAAAAAAAAAAAAAAAUACUUCUCCUGUUUGAUAGGAAUUACAUUCUUGAAAUUAGCCACAGCACAUAACCUUGGAUAGGCUGGUCUGCACUCGAGGAAACGUAUAGUCAGUUGAUAACUGAUCUCUUCAUGAUGCUAGUAAACAGAAAUUGUUUAUACUAUAGCAUGGAAAAAAAAGAAAAUCUUUUAGAUUCUUGUUUUGAAUAGUUCUAAGUCUUUUGAAUGUUUGUAACUUUAAGAAUUAUUUGUGCCUUAAGAAUUUGAGUUAUGUUAACUUUUUAAGAUUAUGAACUUUACUUUGUUAAUAGGGUACCAAUGGAAGAUAUACACAAUACAGUUUGUCAGGCUUUAGAUAUUAUUUAUUUCUGUGUUAUACAUCUGAUCAAAGGAAAAAGAAGAUUGUGACUGAAACUAAGAAUCAUAAUGCUACUUUUAGUAUAUUAUUUAUUAAAAUUAAAAUGUUUCAGCACUGAUUUGAAUUUUAAAAAUUAUAGUCCCUGGGAUUUUUUUUAUAAUAUGAUUAAAUAACUUUAUCUGCAAGAGAGUAUAUAUAUUUUCUUUCUUAUACUAUACAUAAAUCUUUGUCUGUUUAUAAUAUAAGUCUCUGCCUGAAGAAUGAGCUAUUCAAUGAACUGAUUAAGGAUGUCAUUAAUGAAGCAUAUUGGUAUGUAUAUGUAUAUGUACUAUGGUGUAUAUAUGCAUAACUCUGUGUGUGUGUGUGUGUGUGUGUGUGUGUGUGUGUGUGUGUGUGUGUGUGUGUGU
Penaeus monodon (black tiger shrimp) is the source of this 5276-nucleotide messenger RNA. It is a transcript of the gene Nos, whose product is annotated as nitric oxide synthase-like protein. Gene Ontology annotation, biological process: nitric oxide biosynthetic process. The coding region runs from base 1 to 3618 and encodes 1205 amino acids. Gene Ontology annotation, molecular function: heme binding; flavin adenine dinucleotide binding; nitric-oxide synthase activity. Lineage: Eukaryota; Metazoa; Arthropoda; Malacostraca; Decapoda; Penaeidae. The transcript is spliced from 26 exons. The record is from RefSeq and is a predicted model, not a curated record.